AUGAAAUCCAAAACGUCGGUCCUCAUUUCCGGCGCCGGCCCAGUCGGCCUCUUGAUCGCCCUCCGCCUCGGCCAAGCGGGCAUCGACACCCUGCUCGUCGAGAAACACGCCUCCCUCCAGCCCGCCACCCGUGCGAUGGUCUACAUGCCCGUGGUGAUCCCCGUGCUGACGGCGCUCGGCAUCUUCGACAAGGUCCGCGAGGAAGCGUUUCUCAACACCGAAGGCAUCACCUGGCGGGAUGCGACUGGACGACCGCUCGGGCGGUUACGUCUCGGGAUGAGCCUGCCAGAGAGUGGCCAUGACGGUGACGGUGGCGACCAGUUGUUCGGCGGCGUCCUCCUCCUGGGCCAGUGGAAGAUGGCGCGGCUGAUCCUGGACGAGAUCACCCAGUAUCCUUGCGUGGAAGUUUGCUUUGGGGUCGAGUGCGUGGGCAUUCAAGAGCGGCAGCAGCAGGAGCAGCAGCAGCAGCAGCACCCUACGGAAGCGACAGAGGCAGCAACGACGACAGCCAUCGUGACGCUGCACGAGCGAGGCACGGGUGCGGAAAUCGCCAUCGAAGCGACGUACGUGGUUGGCGCGGACGGGGCCAACAGCAGCGUGCGGCGCAUCAUGUCCAUCCCCUUCCACGGCUUCUCGUACCCGUGGAAGAUGAUCGGCGCCGAUGUGCUCUACGAUUUCGUGGCCGAAGAGGGCUUCUCGCCGGUGAACUUCAUCGUCCACCCCGUCGACUGGGCGGUCGUGGCCUUCACGGGCGAAGAAGAGGACGGCCACCGUCACGGCAGCGGCAAGAGGCCGCUGUGGCGCGUCGCCUACGUCGAACCGCCGGACCUGCCUGCCGGGCGGGACGACUAUGUGGCGCGCGCCCGCGACAGGAUCCCCCGCUGUUUCAUGAACCGGGGGAGUAAGGAGUUCGAGCUCCUGCGCGCGGAGCCUUAUAUCAAUUCUCAGAAAUGUGCCGCCCAGGCGCGAAAGGGCCGGGUCGUGCUCGCGGGUGACGCUCUCCAUUCAAACAACCCGAUCGGCGGCCUCGGCCUCACCGGCGGCAUCUGUGACGCCUUUGCCUAUGGAAACGCCCUGGCCCGCGUCCUCAGCAGAGGCGAGCCCGACUCGCUUCUGACCGAGUGUGCCGAGACACGACGGCAAACGUGGUUGACCGUGACGGACGUCUUGUCCCAGGCCAACAUCCAACGGUUGUACCGAUUCGACGACCAAGGCAUCGUCGCGGCUCGCGAGGCGUUUUUCAAGAGGUCAAACGAGGAUGCCAAUUUUGCCCGCGAUGUCCGAAGAGGCUUGGAUAAGAUGCUGUCGAACACGUUCGAGUAG
Molecule: messenger RNA, 1323 nt
Organism: Cladophialophora carrionii CBS 160.54
Lineage: Eukaryota; Fungi; Ascomycota; Eurotiomycetes; Chaetothyriales; Herpotrichiellaceae
Exons: 2
Coding region: 1-1323 (440 amino acids)
Molecular function (GO): FAD binding
Source: RefSeq, a predicted model, not a curated record